This is a messenger RNA of Cavia porcellus (domestic guinea pig), 4729 nucleotides long. It is a transcript of the gene Spry4, whose product is annotated as sprouty RTK signaling antagonist 4. The record is from RefSeq and is a predicted model, not a curated record. Gene Ontology annotation, biological process: multicellular organism development; negative regulation of Ras protein signal transduction; animal organ development. The transcript is spliced from 2 exons. Bases 230 to 1129 code for a protein of 299 amino acids. NCBI's taxonomy places the organism in Eukaryota, Metazoa, Chordata, Mammalia, Rodentia, Caviidae. Gene Ontology annotation, cellular component: cytosol; membrane.
GUGGUUGCAACACAGCCGCCGAGGCAGCGAGCAGAGCUGACAGCGCCGAGCUGGCUCUGCGGGACGCUGAGAGCCUUGCAGGUUUCUCCGGCUGGCGUCUGCAAGUACAGCGGCGGCUGAAUCGCUCGGCUUCAGGGAUUUACAGACUUGGAGCAAUGCUUGUGACUCUGCAGCUCCUCAAAGGCCCCUAGAAGCCUGAUACUCGGAGCAGUCCAGCACCUCCAGCCCCAUGGAGCCCCCGAUUCCACAGAGCGUCCCUUUGACUCCCAGCUCAGUCAUGGUGCAACCCCUUCUUGACAGCCGGAUGCCCCACAGCCGCCUGCAGCACCCACUCACCAUCCUGCCCAUCGACCAGAUGAAGACCAGCCACGUGGAGAAUGACUACAUUGACAACCCCGGCCUGGCUCCCCCCACGGGCCCUAAGCGGACCCGGGGUGGAGCUCCAGAGCUGGCCCUGACCCCUGGCCGCUGUGACCAGGAUGUCACUCACCACUGGAUUUCCUUCAGUGGGCGCCCCAGCUCCGUGAGCAGCAGCAGUAGUACUUCCUCUGACCAGCGGCUGCUAGACCACAUGGCUCCACCGCCCGUGGCUGAGCAGGCCUCACCCAGGGCUGUGCGCCUCCAGCCUAAACUGGUCCAUUGUAAGCCACUGGACCUCAAGGGCCCGGCGGCCCCACCAGAGCUGGACAAGCACUUCUUGUUGUGUGAGGCCUGUGGCAAAUGCAAAUGCAAGGAGUGUGCGUCCCCUCGGACGUUGCCUUCCUGCUGGGUCUGCAACCAGGAGUGCCUGUGCUCAGCCCAGACUCUGGUCAACUAUGGCACAUGCAUGUGCCUGGUGCAGGGCAUCUUCUACCACUGCACCAAUGAGGACGAUGAGGGCUCUUGCGCCGACCACCCCUGCUCCUGUUCCCGUUCCAACUGCUGCGCCCGCUGGUCCUUCAUGGGCGCCCUCUCCAUGGUGCUGCCCUGCCUGCUGUGUUACCUGCCUGCCACUGGCUGUGUGAAGCUGGCCCAGCGUGGCUAUGACCGCCUCCGCCGUCCUGGUUGCCGCUGCAAGCACACGAACAGUGUCAUCUGCAAGGCAGCCAGCGGGGAUGCCAAGGCCAGCAGAUCCGACAAGCCUUUCUGACGCUUUGCGUUGAAUCCCAAGCGCUGCCCCUGGAAAUGAGGGUCCUUCCUGCUAGCCACCCAAGGCUGACCUUGUUCACCUGUCAUCUCCUUGCCCCUAGAUUGGGAAGAAACAGGCAGAGACCACCACCACCCACCCUCUAGCUCCCAAAAGGAGGAAGAAACACUUUGGGGGGUUUGGUAUUUAGGGCUUUGGAACUUUUGUCAAGCAGAUGGGCAGGGUGUGGUUAGGGGGGAUUUUUCAGAAGCCGGAACACAUAUGUGGACACAUCCGGAAGCCGCAGCUGCUUGAUGCCCUUCUUGGUCCUUCCUCCGCUCUCUGUCCCUCCCACUUGGCCACUGUCUCUGACUCUUGGAGCUGGCUGCCUGAGUGCCAGGAGCCCUUGGAGAAGACCCUUGGCGUCCUGACUUCGCUUUCUUCUCCUUCCCUCCACCAGUUGGCUCCCGCAUCUCGGGGAAGGCAGAGAACACUAGCUGUCCUGACUGUGCGUACUUGGGGAGUCCUGAGAACAGAGGACAGCCAAAGAGCUGAAGCCUCCCAGGAGCCACGAGAUGGUUUUGGAGCCACUUCGCAAUGCAUUCCUCUCUCCGACCUUGUUAGUAACUCUCGGGGGUGUUCCUCUCGUCCUACGCCGUCCUGUGGUCCAGUUCUAACGAGUCACCGACUCGCCUACCUGCUAUGUCCUGAGUUUUCUCUCUACUCAGAUCCUUUCCAGAAACUUGAUGGGUAGAGAAGGCUGGGGCGGCACAUGUGAGACCAAAUAUCAUUUUGCCAAUGAGUAUGAGGCUGUAGUCUCUUGACCCAGUCGUGAUGUUUUUAUAGAAUAACUAAACCAGAUGCUAAUGGUGUUUUAAAGAACAAUAAUAAAACAACUUGCUUCCUUUUGGGUCACCCCCAGGAAGGGCUGAUUUCAAAAUCUGGGGGUGAGCAACCUCAAGGAGCACAAUUCCCCUACCCACCAAGAAGAGGAUUUUAUCAGCGAAGACGAGGCAGUGCCUCCCAUUGGCAGAAUGACAGUUGAGCCGCGCUGGGGUUGGGUUUUCUCUCUUCUGAUUCUGCUGCUUGCUGUCAUAGCCUUUUGUGUAUAGCGAUGCGAUGCAUCUGUAUCUUUAUGUAAAUAGAUGAUGAAAAGAGAGUCUAUUUUAGUGUUAGGAAGCCCCAGCGGGGGAGUCAGAAGAGCUCAGAGAGGGUGGGUAAGAUUUUCCAGGGGCCACUGGGAUUGAGCCCUGCUUUUGUGCACAGCACACCCCUCUCCCGACAGCCCCCAAAGACGUAGCAACUCUUUCUCUCAAGGUGCUAAAGGACUCAGAAAGUGCAGCACGUCCAGUGGGUAGGUACUUGUUGCAUGCAGAAGCUAUAGUGUGUCUGAUCCUCCCCUCACUCCCUACCCCAGCUGUUGGGGGGGGUUUGCUUUGUGUGGUAUUUUUGUACCCUCCUCCCUCCAGGAGAGGAAAUAGCCUGGGUCAGAAGAAAGGCCCCAGGUGAUUUUGGAAUCGCAUUAGGCAGAGCCAGAGCGUCUGAAGCAUUUCCAGCUUGUUCUGUGCAAACAGCUGCCUCCAGGAAGGAGGCCAGGAGGCAGCGAGUAGCUGUGAGUGGCAUGUGGACCUAAUGCUUCCGAGCCCCCCUCCCCUCAGAAACUAGUAGUAACAUCUUAUGAUUUAGCAUAAGUUAAUUAUAACCAUAGGUAUUUAUUGAUUGGAGGAAGGGAGGGUCUUACUAGUUUCGGCUUUAUUUAUGUAACAAUUGCUGGCUUGUAAAAGGCAAGUAUAAGAUACUGCAUCUCCAUUCCCUAUGGCAAGUUCAUAUAGCUACCCUUGCCACAGUUGUGAUGGAUGUAUGGGUGUUCUUGCACAAUUUGGAGGGAAUGGUAGGAAAUGAACAUAUUCAGCCAACCACUUACACUAAUUGAAUGUAGCAGAGGUGUGCCGAAGGGGCUGGACAUGUUUUCCUCAAAAGAGGUGUGCAGAGGUGGCCCCCACAGUGAUAGCACACACUUGUGCUCUUUCUUUCUUUAAGGCCUCGGGGACUCUCUCCAGGGACCCUGCCUCAAAUCAUCUCCACAGGAAAUUUGACCCAGUUGCAAGCUGCACUUUGGUGAUCCUGGCCUACACACCUGUUCUGUGGAGAUUGGAUUUGCAUAAGCUGUGUAUGCGCACAUGCACAUGUACACAAACAUACACGAACACACCCUGGCCCUCAACCGACAUAUACCCUGUUUCCUGACAAAUGGCCUUCUGAACCCUGACUUUUUGUGUACAUAGUUGUAAAGAGGUUUUUCGUGGAUUUUGGUUUGCUUUUUCUCUUUUUUUCCUCGUCCCCCUUUUUGGCUUGCUUUUAACUUGCUAGAUGGAUGUCUGCAGAACUCUCAAGGAGUUCCUGAGCCCUGUGCACUCAGCAGUAAAGGGAAAAGGUGAAGGAAGUGUCCUUGGUCCUCCCAGCUCUGUUGUGUGGCCGUCCUUCGGCAGUUUUUCUAUGCUCCUUGGCAGAAAAAGAAGGAAAAUAAGCAUGGCUUGCCUGUGGUCCUGCCACCCUUUGAGGCCAGCCAAGGGCCACGAGGGACCAAGCACUCAGAAGCACGACAUCGUUCUUUGUAGCUGCUUCUUGCUUGUUUUGUAUCACUAGUAGCUUGCUUGGCUGGAUGAACCCUCACCGUGGGAAGUGCCUGGCAGCAGAUUCUCACUUGUGUUGCCCCUGGGUGCACUGUGAUUGUCCCUGCAACUAGGGGCCAGGAGGGUUUUCCAGAGAUGCCUUGACUGCUUGCUUCCCCUCCCUGAGGGUGGGCUGGAGAUGCAGUGAGUGAGCGCCCUGGGAACUGGGCUUGGGCUGCAGAAUCCUCCCAGAUGGAUGGCAGACACAACCCAGUGUCCUCAGCAGCUGUCUGGAAGAGUGGGCAGCCUCUUCUGCUGGCCUGGGCCCAUCACAGCUGACAGGUGAAGGCACCCUUGUGAUGUAGAGGUCUUUAACCUGUGCGGUCUCCAUUGACCCCUACUGUAUGUGAGUGGGGUCUGGCCAGGCAGUGACUUGCCCAAGGUUGCACAUGUGAAGAGCGUAGGUCUGGGCGGGAACCCAGGUGACUGUCACCUCGGAGCGUCACAUUCUCCGGCACUGUCCCAGGAAAUGUCUGACAGGUGUGGGCAGCGCAGCUUCGCCCUGCAGAGUUUCUAGGGCACCUGCGAGCUUCGCCAGCCUCUGGUUCACAGCUCUGGUAAGCCUUUUCGUGCCCUUCUGCUUAUCGUGACUGGAUGUCGGACCUUGUGUUGCCAUUUUUGCUCUGGGUAACUGUGCUGUGUCUUAUCUUGCUUUCUCCUCUUGCUGUCCGCAGUUGGGUUUCGUGUUACAAACAGUACAGCUGUCCCCGGCGCCCACUCCACUAUAUUCCUAAUUCAUUUUCCUCCACUGCAGCCCCUGCUCACCCCACCACAAGCGUUACCACAGAAGGUUUCCUUUGUAUAGAAUAUUUAUUUUGAAGCUCUAUUUUAAUAGUAUUUAUUUUAGAAAGUCUACUAUUGUAAGAGUUCUUCUGUUUGUGAAGAAAAAAACAAGUUAAAACUGAAUGUACUGAUCUAGAAAAAUAUCUAUAAAUAUAUAUUGUUAAAUAUA